AAUAUUUGGGUAGAAAGAAAGUUAACUUUGGAUAUUCAAUUCGUGUCGCUCCCUACCGACGCGUCAAACCACGCGGGGGACACCUUAGUUCAGCGUCCGCCCACGCGCGCGCUGCAGUCGCGGCUCCGUGCCCGCGCUCUAGCGGCGAUCGGCGCGCACCGGCCGCACGCGGUCGUCAGUGCGGCCGGGGCCGCGGUGCAGGUGAGGCGGCGCGAUCCGAAAACACCCGCCAGUCGAGCGACCGAGCGAACGAAGCGAGAGGUAGACGUGCGCGGAGCUGCGGAGCGAGUCCGUGCCGGCGUUGGCGCGAUGGUGGCGCGCGCCACCGGGGUUGGCGCGGGGGCGGCGGCACGCGCCGCUCCCGAGGCGCUGUUGGCGCGCCACGACGCCGAGCUGCGCCUGCUCGACACCGUGCGCCGGUGCGUGGCCGCCAAACUCAAGUGCGACCGCGAUUACGCGUUGGCGCUGGCCGCCGUGGCCGCCCAGGGGCAGAAGGGCGACCGCCAGGAGGAGCUGCAGGGCAGCCUCGUCGCGCAGGCGUGGCGCAGCCUGAUGGCGGAGCUGGAGGGCGCCGGGCGGCUGCUACGCGCGGGCGCCGACGCCCUGGAGGCGCGCGCGCUGGAGCGCCUGCACUCGCUGCAAGCGGAGAAGCGCCGCACGCGCAAGCAGCUGCAGGAGGAGCACGGCCGCCUCGCCUCGCGCCUCGCCCACCUCACAGAGGAUGUGACGCGGAAAAAGGCUGAGUACCAGAAGUACCUGGAAUUGUAUCGCCUCAUGCGAUCACGGUUUGAAGAGCACUUCGUCAAAUCGGGGCGCAGCGGGCGCAAGCUGGACGAGACGCGCGACAAGCUGCAGAAGGCGUGCCGCAAGCUGCACCUCACGCACAACGAGUACGUGCUGCUGCUGAGCGAGGCGGCCGAGUUCGAGCGCGAGUACCGCGCGGUGCUUCUGCCGGCGCUGCUGCAGCGCCAGCAGGCGGCGCACGAGGCCUUCGUCACCAGCUGGACGGAGGUGCUGCGCGAUGUGGCCCACAACAUCAGCUUCGCGGACGAGGCGCUGGCGGAGGUGCAGCGGCGCGCGGACGCCGCCGUCGCCGCCAUCAAGCCUUCGGAGGAGUACGCCGCCUUCUCCGACAAGAACGCCAGCCCGGUGGCGGCGCCCAGCGCGUUCAUAUUCGACGACAGCCUGGCCGAGGACUCGUCGGGCCGCCUGCUGCCCGGCCGCCUGGCCGUGGACAACCUCACGGUGGAGUCGCUGCGCAACAAGAUGGCGGAGCUGGAGGCGGCGCUCAAGGAGGCGCAGCCCGUGGCGCCCGCCACCGCCGACGGCCUCGAGCCGCCCACGGCCAACGGCCGCGCCUCCGACCCCGCG
Gryllus bimaculatus (two-spotted cricket) is the source of this 1371-nucleotide messenger RNA. NCBI's taxonomy places the organism in Eukaryota, Metazoa, Arthropoda, Insecta, Orthoptera, Gryllidae. The record is from the annotation of a GenBank genome assembly.